AUGAGUCAACAAUUUCAAGUUGGUGAUUAUGUGAACAUUGAUUUAGAAUUAGAAAUAGUGCAAUCACUUCAACAUGGUCAUGGUGGUUGGACAGAUAAUAUGUUUGAAUGUUUGGGUGCAACUGGUAUUGUUCAAAGUCUUGAUGAAGAUUAUGAUAUUGUAGUUGUUUAUCCAAGUGGAAAUCGAUGGACUUUAAAUCCUGCUUUAUUAACACGAGUUGAUUUAACAUCCGAACAAAAAUUAGCUUUACAACGACAACAAACAACAGCUAAUAUGGCAAGAACAACAGCAGCUGCAGUACCACAUCAAGCAUUGAAAGUUAAUGAUAUGGUUCAGAUAUGUAGUGAUUUAGAAAAAAUGAAAAUCUAUCAACGUGGACAUGGUGAAUGGGCUGAAGCUAUGGUACCUGCACUUGGAAAAGUUGGUCGAGUUAUUCAUUUAUAUGCUGAUGGUGACGUGAAAGUACAAGUUGGUGGUGGUUCUUGGAUAUUUAAUCCACUUGCUGUUACGAAAGUUGAUCAAACACAUAGUACAGAAGGUGGCAAUGAAGAACGACUUAACGCAAUGCUUAAAAAAUUAUUUGAUGCACAAUUAACUGGUGAUAUUCACGAAGAACUCGUUAAAGCAGCAGCAAAUGGUGAUUUAAAACGAGUAGAAGAUUUAUUAAAACGACCGAAUAUUGAUGUUAACGGCAUUUUUGCUGGUCAUACAGCUUUACAAGCAGCAGCUCAAAAUGGACAUAAACAAAUUAUUCAUUUACUUAUUAAAGACAAUGCUAAUUUAGAAAUUGAAGAUAAAGAUGGUGAUCGAGCUGUUCAUCAUGCAGCAUUUGGUAAUGAACCUGAAAUCUUAGAAUUACUUGCAAAAGCAGGUGCUGAUUUAAAUGUUAGAAAUAAACGACGACAAACACCACUACAUAUUGGUGUUUGUAAAGGCCACUUUGAUGUAUGUAAAAUUCUUUUAUCAAAUGGUGCUCACGCUGGUAUACAAGAUUCUGAUGGCGAUACACCAUUACAUGAUGCUAUAUCGAAAAGACGUGAUGAUUUAAUUAAUAUUUUACUUGAAAACAAUGCUGAUGUUGGUACAUGUAAUAAUAAUGGUUUUAAUUCAAUUCAUCAUUCUGCUUUACGUGGCAAUUCAUCUGCAAUUGAACUUAUUCUAUCUAAAAUUCAGAAUCGACAAUGGCUUGUUGAUGAAAAAAAAGAUGAUGGAUUUACAGCUUUACAUUUAGCAGCACUUAAUGAUCAUUGUCUUGCUGCUGAAUUACUUUUGACUAAGGGAAAUGCAUCCAUUAAUAUACAAAAUAAUAGUUUACAAACUGCUCUUCAUUUAGCUGUUGGUCGACAACAUUUACAAAUUGUUAAUUUAUUAUGUAGUAAAAAUGCAAAUAUUAAUCUAGCUGACAAAGAUGGUGAUACAUGUCUACAUGAAGCUUUACGACAUCAUACAUUAUCACAAUUAAAACAAUUACAAGAUGUUGGAGAUAGUGGAAAAACAAUGAAUAUAUUUACGAAUAUAAAUGGUUAUGAUAAACGACCAAGUGUAGUUAUUGCUUGUACAUUAGUUAGUUACGGUGCAGAUUUAUGUAUAAAAAAUUUAAAAAAUCAAACACCAUUUGAUCUAUGUCCUGAUCCACAUUUAUGUCGAAUAUUAACACAAAAAAACAUAGAAUAUAAACAAGAACAUAGUAAAAAUCAAUUAUUAACAGAAACUAGUAGUUCAGUGGAAUGUCUUGUUUGUUCGGAUAAUAAACGAGAUACAUUAUUUCAACCAUGUUCACAUAUUGUUACAUGUCAUUCAUGUGCUAGUCGAGUUAAAAAAUGUUUAUUAUGCAAAGAAAAUGUUCAAACAAGAAUUAAAAUUGAACAAUGUAAAAUAUGUUCUGAACGUAAGGCAUCUGUUAUGUAUAAACCAUGUGGACAUCUAAUUGCAUGUGAAGAAUGUGCUGGUGUGUCGACGAAAUGUUUAGCAUGUCGAGCAUCAAUUGAUUCGACAGUAUCAUUUCAUGAAUUAUGCUGUUCAGAAACUAAUGAUAGUAUUUCAGUUAAACCCGAAAUAUCAACAACAACAGUGCCUUCGAAUACUAUAAGUGAUGCCGUUGCAUUAGCUCGUUUACAACAACAAUUACAAGAAAUUCGUGAACAAGUUCAUUGUCCAAUAUGUAUGGAUCGAUUAAAGAACAUGGUUUUUUUAUGUGGUCAUGGUAUAUGUCAAAAUUGUGGUGAUCGUGUGCAAGAAUGUCCAAUAUGUCGUAAACAAAUCGAAAAGUCUAUUAUAUUAUAUACAUAA
This is a messenger RNA of Adineta steineri, 2289 nucleotides long. NCBI's taxonomy places the organism in Eukaryota, Metazoa, Rotifera, Eurotatoria, Adinetida, Adinetidae. The record is from the annotation of a GenBank genome assembly.